AUGUCUGAUAAAAGUUAGUAAAGGAAAACUGAGGGUGGCUUGCUUGCUACCCUGGAUGCUCUUGACAAAAAAUACAGUGCCUAUGUUCACAACAUGAGAGCUCCGUUCUUAGUUCAGCUAUAUAUCUUGUUUUGGGGUCAGAUAUUCAACAAAGAAGGGCCUCUAGUAUCACUUUUUAGUAUUUUAUACUGCUUGAUCAACUACGGUUCAACUCAGGCAUAUGCGCCUUUAUAUUAUGGAUUAACUUAUUUCACUCAAGGAAUGAUGGCAUAUUCUUCGACUUAGGUGAUUAAAAGAAUUUUUGCUAGACCUAGACCAGUACACGACAAAAAUAUCUACAGAAUCAAAGAUAUUAGAGGCAAAGAGAUAUGUGCAUCAUGGCCUAGUGGGGAUUCUUCACAAGCAUCAUUAUUCGCCUUCUUUCUGCUAUUCAAUUUCCCAUAAUUCGUAGCAUAGUUACCUUUUGGAGGUUAUUUUUUAAUCAUAGGCUGCAUUCACGUAUCUUUUGCUAGAGUGUUUUUCUAAUGCCAUUACUUCGGUGAUGUGAUUGGCGGAUUAGUAAUUGGGGCAAUCUUACAACAAAUUAAUCAUCAUAUUGCUAACUGGGUUUAAUAAUAAAUAAAAGUUAAUAUGGCAUCUGAAGAGAGCAAAAAUAGCAAGAAACCAUUCAAGGGAGUAAGUAUUAUCGAAUACACUAUUGAACUUCAAACUAACUUCCAUCUAUAGGCUAAGGUCGACUGGCCACCUGAUAUGCCCGAUGAUAUGCUAGAGGAUGCAAUCACUAUUGCCAAGCAAACACUCGAUGCUCAUGAUUUUGAAACCCAGGGAGUAGAGAUUGCAAGACUUGUCAAGAAGUACAUGGAUGAUAAGUGGGAGCCAUACUGGCACGUGUUCCUCGGCAAGUCCUUUGGAUGCCACUCUGUCCAUGAAAGAAACCGUUUUGUUUACUUCACAUUUGAACAGAGCAAGAUCUCUUGUUUGAUUUUGUCUAACUCCUUUGGAAAAUCUCUAAACCCUCUUACUCAACUUCUUAAUCAAUCUGAGAUCGUCGACGAAUUUCAAUCUCUUUUAUCAAAUUUUUGCAAAGAUUUGAAAGAAUAAGCAGUAACAGUGUAGGAAAAUAUGGAAGAGAAUUGGAAGACGGUUGGACUUGAUCUUAAGGUGAAGGCAAGCUGA
This is a messenger RNA of Stylonychia lemnae, 1176 nucleotides long. Lineage: Eukaryota; Ciliophora; Spirotrichea; Sporadotrichida; Oxytrichidae. The record is from the annotation of a GenBank genome assembly.